This is a messenger RNA of Penicillium diatomitis, 1359 nucleotides long. RefSeq names its product N amino acid transport system protein. Gene Ontology annotation, molecular function: amino acid transmembrane transporter activity. The transcript is spliced from 2 exons. NCBI's taxonomy places the organism in Eukaryota, Fungi, Ascomycota, Eurotiomycetes, Eurotiales, Aspergillaceae. Gene Ontology annotation, biological process: amino acid transmembrane transport. Gene Ontology annotation, cellular component: vacuolar membrane. The record is from RefSeq and is a predicted model, not a curated record. The coding region runs from base 1 to 1359 and encodes 452 amino acids.
AUGUCUCCGAGUAAGACCAAGUCCGACAAGAUGACCCCAUCGGACGAUGGGGUCCUGGACAUGAGUGACCGGGAGCAGCAGAUCUAUGAGGGAGGCAUUCAGAAGUUCAACCGUCUCGGAUGGAAACGCUUGACCGUGGUGCUCAUCGUCGAAGCCGUUGCUCUGGGAACACUGUCCAUCCCAGCGACCUUUGCCAAACUGGGAAUGGUGGCAGGUGUCAUUUGCUGUGUUGGCAUCGGUUUGAUCGCCGUCUAUACUAGUUAUGUGAUCGGUCAAGUCAAGGUCAAAUUCCCUCACAUCUCGGACUAUCCCGAGGCGGGACGCCAAAUGUUUGGCCGCUGGGGUUAUGAGAUUCUCUACAUGAUGUUGGCUUUGGAGCUUCUGCUCUCGGCUGGUUCCCACUGUUUGACCGGAACGAUUGCCUUUAAGAACAUCACCGAGAGUAACAUCUGCUCCGUGGUAUUCGGUGUAGUCUCGGCGAUUAUUCUUUUCAUCUUCGCUGUGCCCCCUAGCUUCUCUGAAAUGGCCAUCCUCGGAUAUAUCGACUUUGUUUCUAUCAUCAUCGCCGUCGGGAUCACGAUCAUCGGCACUGGAGUCGAGGCCAGCAAUUCUACCGGCUUGGCUGCUGUUAACUGGUCCGCCUGGCCUAAGGAGGGCCUGACAUUUACCGAGGCCUUCAUCGCCCUCUCCAACAUCAUUUUCGCCUACAGUUUUGCACUCUGCCAGUUCUCGUUCAUGGACGAAAUGCACACUCCUACCGACUUCCCCAAGUCUAUCGUGUCCCUUGGCUUCGCUGAGAUCUUCAUCUACACGGUCACUGGCGCCCUCGUCUACGCCUUUGUUGGCCAGGACGUCCAGAGCCCUGCUCUGUUGUCCGCCGGUCACUUGCUCAGCCGCGUUGCCUUUGGUAUUGCGCUGCCCGUCAUUUUCAUCAGUGGUUCGAUCAACACUGUGGUACUGGGUCGCCUGAUCCAUGGACGAGUCUUCAAGAACUCCAACAUUCGGUUCGUCAACACCAAGAUGGGCUGGACCACCUGGUUGGCUCUGAUCGUUGUUCUGUCAAUCUUGCAAUUCGUGGUGGCCGAGGUGAUUCCCUUCUUCGAUGACUUGCUCUCUGUGAUCUCCUCGCUCUUCGUCUCCGGCUUCACCUUCUACUUCCCGGCCAUCAUGUGGUUCAUGUUCAUCCGGGAAGGCAGUAUGUUCAGCAAGAAGAACCUGUUCUUCUCUAUUCUCAAUGCCGCGAUUUUUGUCAUUGGUAUGGUUGUUCUGGGCGCGGGAACGUACGCCAGUAUCAAGGACAUUAUUGACUCGUAUGACAACGGUAGCGUCAAGGGCGUCUUCUCUUGCACUGCUGCCUAG